CAUGGCAAUCGAAUCAGCCAAAGCCAUUUAGGGUCAUCAAUUGCCAGGGUCGUGGAAAAUCGGCAGCAGGAGCUCCGCACGAAGCCAUAUGCACCGCAGCAUGGAGCGCAGGAGGAGCAGGACCCCGAGGGCUCUGCCAGUCUGCUGGAUUCUGCUGUGCCUGGUGGCCUGGACUUGGGCGGAUGACUGGUCCCUCAGCUGCGCCUCCAACUGCACAUGCAAGUGGACCAACGGCAAGAAGUCGGCCAUCUGCAGCUCCCUGCAGCUGACCACCAUUCCGAACACCCUGAGCACGGAGCUCCAGGUGCUGGUGCUGAACGACAACCACAUCCCGUAUCUCAACCGGGAGGAGUUCUCCACUCUGGGGCUGCUCAAUCUGCAGCGCAUUUACCUCAAGAAGUCCGAGGUGCAGUACAUACACAAGGAGUCGUUUCGCAACCUGAAGAUCCUGGUGGAGAUCGACCUGUCGGACAACAAGCUGGAGAUGCUCGACAAGGACACCUUCAUGGGAAACGAUCGCCUGAGGAUACUCUAUCUGAAUGGGAAUCCUCUCAAGCGGCUGGCGGCCUACCAGUUCCCCAUUCUGCCCCACCUGCGCACCUUGGACAUGCACGACUGCCUGAUCUCGUACAUAGAUCCCAUGUCCCUGGCCAAUCUCAAUCUGCUGGAGUUCCUCAACCUGAAGAACAACCUGCUGGAGAGCCUCAGCGAGUAUGUGUUUCAGCACAUGGCCAACUUGAAGACGCUCUCCCUGGAGGAGAAUCCCUGGCAGUGCAACUGCAAGCUGCGAAAGUUCCGCGGCUGGUAUGUCAACAGCCGCCUGAGUUCCGUGAGUCUGGUGUGCAAGGGUCCGCCUGCCCAGAAGGAUCGCUCCUGGGACAGCGUGGAUGACGAGCUCUUUGGCUGCCCGCCGCGGGUGGAGAUCUUCAACAACGAAGAGGUGCAGAACAUCGAUAUCGGAAGCAAUACCACCUUCAGCUGCCUGGUUUAUGGGGAUCCCUUGCCGGAGGUGGCCUGGGAGCUGAAUGGAAAGAUCUUGGACAAUGACAACGUGCUCUUCGACUCGGAGAGCAUCUCCUCGGACAAGCUGUGGAGCAACCUGACCGUCUUCAACGUGACCAGCCUAGAUGCAGGAACCUAUGCCUGCACGGGCUCGAAUUCCAUCGGCAGUAUGACCCAGAACAUCAGCAUCUACCUCAGCGAGAUCGUUCAGCAUGUGCUGGAGAAGACACCCGAGACCUUCUGGUACUUCGGCCUCAUCAUGGGCAUCUUUGGCACCGUCUUCCUGCUGAUCUCCAUCUCGUUUGUGGUCUGUCUGUGCAAACGCACCACCCGGCAGCAUCGCCAUGCCAACAAGGCGGGCGUGAAGUCCAGUGUUAGCUUCAAUGAUCAGGAGAAGAAACUGCUGGACUCGAGUGUCACCACCACCACCAAUGAUCGAGGUGACAGCUAUGGCAUCGACAACCAGCCCACUUCCAUUGGCAUGAACAAGGCGGACUCGGCCGGAAUGGGCUUCAACCAGAUAGAGAUCCAUGCGGUGGACAGUCAUCGCCACGGGAGUAUGUUGGUGCAGCAACAGCCGCAGCAGCAACAGAUACAAGGAGGUCCUGGAAUGCGACAGCAGCUGAUGCAGGUGAAGGAUCCCACCUGCGGCAUGAUGAGUGUGCCCACCUCGAUGGCUGGCCACACCCACUCGCAUCCCGCCCAGAUCUCCGAGGAGUUCCCGCUGAACGUGGGCGUCUUUCCACCGCCGCCGGAGUUCUGUUCGAACAUAGUCCCGAAUCCCGCUUUCGGGGGCAAUAUCUUCAUCCGGGUAUCGGUCACACAGGACAUGCUGGAUGGCGCGGACUUGAACAUGUAUCCGGAUCUGCUGAACAUUCCCAAGAGGAUGCAGGACGUGCAGGAGAGUGGUGCUGGCACAGUGGCCGUGCCAGAGGGUCAGUUUGCCACUCUGCCGAGACAUACAGCCAGGAGGGGUAUUCUCAAGAAGGACAGCUCCUUGCAGCAACAGCAGCAGCAGCAGCAACAUCAACAGCAGCAGCAGCUCCAGCAGCAACAGCAACUUCAGCAGCAGCACCAGCAACUCCAACAGCAACACCAGCCAUCCGGACUCUACACCCAUGAUGAGAUUGUGACCUACAACCUGGAGGCCAGUGGCUAUGACACCCACCAGUCGGCGUACCACAGCAAUGCCAUGGAGCUGCCGCCACCGCCGCCUCCGCCCGCCGUAACAGCGGUGGUGCAGUGCCACCACCCCAGUCCCAGCAACUGUGCCAGCUGCAUCAACAAUGCACAGCAGCCGCCCUCCGCCUGCCAGACGCCGCCCGUCGAGGUCACGCCCAUGAGGCCGCUGGACAGUUCCGCCUACCCCAAGUACGACAACAUGGGUCGACGGAUCACGGCGAGCGGAGGACUCGGUGGCUCCAACCUAUCCCUGCCCGACGAAGAGCGGUACGAGAACGAGACACUAUUCGGCCAGGCGGAUGGUCAAUCCACGGGAAUUCCCGAGCAGUCGCAGGAUCUUCACCAGCCGCAGGAGGCGACUCAGGGCCAGGACAAGGGCGGCGGUCCUGGCGAGUUCGUGUCGCUCUAGUAUUACGGUACCCAGGUGUAAAUAGGUCAAUAGAUUCGUGUCGUCCCCCACAAACCCUGGAAAAUCCUUGGCAAUCGUUUUGUUCAUAUCAGUUUGAGAAGCGAGUGCUCUAAAUGAAUAUAUGUAUAUGUAGAAACCCACACAAUCUAUUGACUGUAUCACAGAAUCCUGAAGAACUUGAAAACAAAGAGCAAUUCACACAGAAUCAAAAGGAAACUCGGACGGGACUGUUUGGAUUUCAUUUUAAAGGACUAUCGGACGGAUCUUAAAAAAUAUUGAAUACAUAUAUAUAUUAUUUUGUUGUUUAAUAGCAUUUAUUUGUUAUUACUUACUUUGUUUUCACUUAUAUCCUUCUUUAAUAUAUGAUUUUCUUGAUAUUAAAAUCGAA
Molecule: messenger RNA, 2981 nt
Organism: Drosophila subpulchrella
Lineage: Eukaryota; Metazoa; Arthropoda; Insecta; Diptera; Drosophilidae
Exons: 2
Coding region: 89-2593 (834 amino acids)
Molecular function (GO): protein binding
Source: RefSeq, a predicted model, not a curated record